Messenger RNA from Colletotrichum orchidophilum, 222 nucleotides. RefSeq names its product ubiquitin-conjugating enzyme. The record is from RefSeq and is a predicted model, not a curated record. Bases 1 to 222 code for a protein of 73 amino acids. NCBI's taxonomy places the organism in Eukaryota, Fungi, Ascomycota, Sordariomycetes, Glomerellales, Glomerellaceae. The transcript has a single exon.
AUGCAUCCUCAUAUCUACUCCAAUGGCAUCAUCUGUCUCGAUUUGCUCGGCAGUCAAGGCUGGAGUCCCGUACAGAACGUCGAGAGCGUUUGCAUGAGUAUACAGAGCAUGUUAACUGGCAACGAAAAGAACGAACGGCCAGCGGGAGAUGACGAAUUCGUUCGGAGCAACCGCUUGCGCCCGAGAGAUAUUGACUUCUAUUAUCACGAUAACACCGUUUGA